Molecule: messenger RNA, 880 nt
Organism: Colletotrichum phormii
Lineage: Eukaryota; Fungi; Ascomycota; Sordariomycetes; Glomerellales; Glomerellaceae
Product: ribosomal protein S9/S16
Exons: 3
Coding region: 140-571 (143 amino acids)
Biological process (GO): maturation of SSU-rRNA from tricistronic rRNA transcript (SSU-rRNA, 5.8S rRNA, LSU-rRNA); translation
Cellular component (GO): cytosolic small ribosomal subunit; ribosome
Molecular function (GO): structural constituent of ribosome; RNA binding
Source: RefSeq, a predicted model, not a curated record
AGCGGAAAGGGCACAACCCUUACUGAAAUCCAACUCGCAAAAUUUACGGUCUGAGUCUGUCCCCCAAAGCACCAUAGACGCCUGCCUCACGAUCGCGUUGCGAAUUUCCUAACAGUCCCCCCUCCAUCCCGCAGCAACCAUGUCGUCCACCCAGAGCGUCCAGUGCUUCGGCAAGAAGAGAACCGCCACCGCCGUUGCCCAGUGCAAGGCUGGCAAGGGCCUCGUCAAGGUCAACGGCAAGCCCCUCUCGCUUGUCCAGCCUGAGAUCCUCCGCUUCAAGGUCUACGAGCCCCUCCUCGUCCUUGGCCUCGAUAAGUUCGCCAACAUCGACAUCCGCGUCCGCGUCACCGGUGGUGGUCACACUUCCCAGAUCUACGCCAUCCGUCAGGCCAUUGCCAAGUCCGUCGUCGCCUACUACCAGAAGUUCGUCGAUGAGCACUCCAAGAACAUGCUCAAGCAGGCCCUCGUCCAGUUCGACCGUACCCUUCUCGUCGCCGACAACCGCCGGUGCGAGCCCAAGAAGUUCGGUGGUAAGGGUGCCCGCUCCAGAUUCCAGAAGUCUUACCGUUAAACGGUGUGUCUUGUUUGGUUUCUGGGAGGUGUGGAACAGCCUGGGGAAAUGGGGGAUUAUACGGCAGUCAAAAAAAAAGCCUUGGGAAGGAAAACUGUCGGGUUUCCCGGGUCCGGUCAGCUUUUGGUGUUUCCCGCGAAAAAUUUGGCAGUUACUGUUUUACGGGGGAGUCAAACGUGGAUCAAAAGAUCUGGGUUCCGUUUCCUUUCUCGUUCGUCUUUUAAAGACAACAAGACUUUCGACAUAAGGGACGGCCCAGAGAAAGCAUUCGAUUUCCGGGUCGAUGCAAUUGCAUGGCAUGCCUCGCGG